Vitrella brassicaformis is the source of this 1404-nucleotide messenger RNA. NCBI's taxonomy places the organism in Eukaryota, Vitrellaceae. The record is from the annotation of a GenBank genome assembly.
CAGACUUGUACACGUAUGAGAUCAUUUUUCCAUGACACAUGUGCACAUGUGUAUGGUGAAAGCAUUGUCGGACAUGCAUAUUGAGUCUCUGGUCGUUUCAGCAGAUUCAUGCAUCCCAUCCCUUCCAUUCAUACCACUGCAGAGCACUGUGCAUUGGGAGAACCAUCCCAUGACGCAUACAUACAUUCCUCAUACUGCUCUCCCUCUAUGCUAAUGACCUGAUCAUUCGACAGCAGCAACACCUCCUCCUCACCCGCACAUCCCUUGGCAGGGGCCAUAUACACCCGCACGUUCUGACCAGCACAGUCGCUGGCAAUCAUGAGCUUGCCGAGGUCCACGAUGAGAGUGACCACGAUCGCCGGGCUGCCGGUCUUGCGGCUUUUGAGCUUCGCGAACCUUGUGGCUUUUCUCAUGUCGUUGGUGACAUAGAUGCCGACCCCUCGCCAUUGCAAGUCGUCAUCAGCAGCACAAGACGGGUUAAAUCCGACUGCACACACUCACAGGAGAACAAAGCUAAUGAGCUGCAAUAGCGGCAUUGGAAGCUGGAUACAGACCCUACCUGCCCGAAUUCUGUCUGCCGAGGCUUUGUCCGUCCCGUGAAGCACUCUCCGAUGUGAUUGUGACGUCCCCGUUCCGUCACAGACAUCGCAUGGAGACACGCAGCUCUGAUCGUUGACGACGCACAUGGUGUGCCCCGCCUGACAUGCGCACGCACAUUCCUUUGUCUGUCUGUCUGUCACUUAUUGACAAUGCGUGAGCAUGCUUUUGCCUGACCUCUGUCUGCUGUGGCAUCUCUUCUGUUGUUGCGCAAGUCGAUAGGGUACUGAUUGAGCAGUCAUCAUCCUGACGACACAACAGACAGAGAGCGACCAGAGGUGUGGUCUACACAGCAAUCGUGCUGUUGCUCCAUUCCAUACAUCUGGUAUGUCACUCAGCCGCUCAUCGCCAGUGAUGUUGACGGCAGAAUUCACCGACGAACGAGACCAUACCUGCACACACCGCACUCGAACGAGAUCACACGUGCAUCACACCAAGUCCGUGUGCAGGUCCGCUCACCACAGAUGGGGGGUCCUCUCGGUGGCUGCGUGUGGGCGUCUUGUGGAUCUUGUUCGGCGGUCUCUCGUUGGUCAGUCGACUCUUAGACGGUGCAAUCUGGAUGACAGCAGGGACAAUCAAAUGCAACGCCCCUUCGCCAUGGCUUACGCUCAUCGUGUUGCAGCCCUCAGACCACCACUGCUCAGACAGCUGGUCAAGCACUUGGCCCUGCAAUCAGAGGCAAUGCCCCUUCGCGAAGAGAUGAGUGAGCUCUCUUUGCUUGCUUACGGUCAUGGUGUUGGGCCACGAGUGCUGCGAUUGCUGGUCGAGCGGCUGAUUGCUGUCACGGCUGAUGAAUCCAUCUGCCAU